Messenger RNA from Hyaloscypha bicolor E, 1690 nucleotides. RefSeq lists its product as uncharacterized. NCBI's taxonomy places the organism in Eukaryota, Fungi, Ascomycota, Leotiomycetes, Helotiales, Hyaloscyphaceae. The transcript has a single exon. The record is from RefSeq and is a predicted model, not a curated record. The coding region runs from base 479 to 1615 and encodes 378 amino acids.
CACGAGCGUAUCUGCUAACUGACGUCACAUUGAAGGCUGAGCUGGCAGAGCUCUUGGCUGCAAGAGCUGCAUAGCAAACCAAAGUAUCACAAAGCUUUAGCUACGGAGUUCUCCUUCGAGCGUUGUUAAGGCGUGCAAAAGUCAUUGGUUUUCCUGUCCAAUGUGGUGCACCCCACCGAAUAGGUUGGGUCGAGUAAAGCCGUCACUCGGCCAUCGUGAGUCGUUGGAGGAGGUGUCACACGGGUUGCUGAGGUGCGUGGUUGUGUCACAAAUGCCCGAAGGCUGAGAAGGCGGCUGGCUGAGUGUCUGGUCUGUGGCUUGUAGCUGGGAGGGGUGUACAUGGCGGCAUAUAAAUCAGCCACUGGGUCAAGCUUCGUGGAUUUCGCUUCAGGAGUCCUGUUUGUUCUUCCUGUGCAUCAGUAAACAGUCCAUUUCUGACGCAACAGCACCGCCCGCGCUCUCGUCCUGAAGUAAAAUCAUGGCCCAUGUCAUCUAUAAUGGUAACGGCAGCACUGGCGGGACGACUCCCAGCGACAGCAACACCUACGCGCCUAACGCCUCCUUUACCCUUCAGAACCAAGGCACCCUGACGCUGGGAAGCCGGCUGUUCUUCUACUGGAACACCAAAGCCGACGGGACCGGGACGAUCUUGUUUCCCGGCCCCAACAGCACGUUUCCGGAUCAGACCACCGAUCUGACUCUCUACGCUGUCUGGGGCGUGACGACGGGCCUCACCACGGGCGGCGUCAUAACGCACUUCAACUUCUUCUAUGAUGCCACCCUCGUCGGGGAGCCUGCGCGCAUCAAUCAGGUGCUCGCGACCGGCGCACUCAGCAAACCCGUCAUCGAAAAUGAUUUCGACUGGCUGCAGGCGCAGUUCAAGGGCGUCGACAUGACCGAGGGCAACACCUUUCCGAUCCAGGUCGCGGUGACGGCCGUCAUCCAAAGCGUUUACAACGCGAGCUGGAGCUGGGGCUGGCCGCUGUACAUAAACGACGCAGGAAGCUGGUCCUCGACGCUCUUGCGCUCCUUGGUCAUCGCCGAAGUGUCUGAGGUCUUUAUGAGUGCGCAGCACAAAGGCUGGGGCUACUCCAACGGCGUCUUCAACGAGGAGAGCUGCGGCGAGGCCCUUUCUCUGUUUCUGACGGUGCAGUUCCAACUUCAAAAUGGGCUGGACAGUACCUGGUUGAUGAACGGCACACCCGCGACCUGGCUCAACACGUCGCUUCCGGCAAGCAACCCAGCCUCGACGGAAUUCGACCCCUCGACGGGCACGCAUUACGGGUCGCGACUGGACUAUGUCGGCAGCGUGAAGCCCUUCGCCAGCAAUGGUCCGGCCACCGGCUGCUGUAUGGCGUUCCUCUAUUACCUGUUCCAUCAGCUCCAGUUCACAGACAUACCCAAGAUGAUUGACUCUGCGCCGGGUCUCGAUGCCAACAAUAACGUCGUCGGCGGCUCUUGCCUGAAGGGCGUCUACAGUCAGCUGACGGGCGACAGUUCCGACCCGUUUCCGGACUUCGCGAGCCUGCUUGCCGCCGCCUAUCCGCCAGAUAAAGCCGCCAGCAUUCCGGGGCCCAACGUUGACGAUCCCUGGCCGCUUGGCGGCCUCGGAUAGUUGGAGGAGAUGAUGUUGAUCAAUUGAGGGUGUGUGAGGAGUGUUAAGUACAGCUAGUCCUCGCUAAGAAAGGCA